CGCGAGUUCGCUUCUCAAACAUUACUUAGAGAAGCCAUCAAGAUGCCUCGUCUCCUUUGGCUCGGAUCUGUCCUCUCAUUAGCUUCAAUUAGCCUUGCAGCAACACCAAUUCCCAACAUCAUCUCCUUUGGCGUCGAUGGUGCCCUAGACUCUUGUACAACGGAUACUACCGACUAUAACUCCGGUGGUUUCAUAUCCGUCAACGGCUUCAAUAUUAAAGUCCCUAAGAAUCUGAUUGCACAAUUCCCAGCGACAUGGGUACCUUUUCCCAAGAUGUGCGCUGGCGGCGUUGCUGGUAAAGGCAUGGAAGUUUCCGUGUCUGGUAACAUAGUGAAUGGUCAGGCUAUCGCAGCCCAAAUUCAGCUAGCCCAAUUCCUCCUUGAGUCUGGCCAGGGAUAUAUUGAAACGGUUGACACGACCGAUGGAUCCUUGAAGAUUCGAGGAGGACCGGUUGUGAGGAUCAACGAUCCCAAUGGUGUUUUCACAAAAGGCACCACCGGCAACGAGCUCUUCACGGCCGAUGAUGCGAACCCAAGUAUUACGGCCUUCUCUGGGUUUCCUAUGUGUAUUCCCCGAGGCACAUCCGAUCCUAGCUGCCCAGCAUCCAAUCGCCCUGCAGGGCAAACCAACUUUCCGGCUCCAGAUCCCCUUACUAUGGCACCUUUCCUCGCUGGUGAUUACAUUGAAUACGCCGGCAUAAAGAAUGGUGCAGAGAUUUGGGCGUAUGCCAUCACAGCCAUCAAUGUGCAAAUCACCACAACUGCUUCCGAUACGGUUCCGAACUACAUUCGCAUGGAGGAUGCCAUCAUUGGCGUCUUCGACCCCGAUGGCAAUGUGGAGUUGGCCGACCGAAGGUUUAUUGGCUACCUUUCGAGCUGCACUGGUGCGUCCGUCACUAUCAGCGCCCUCGAUGUUGACCCAUGUACCGGGGAAGAAACGCUGCGUGACAUCGGGUCUGCAACACCCAGGGCUGGUGAUGUUCGCUGCAAAUGGGAAUUCCGCACUAAUACCAACGCUGCGGACACAUACACUCGUGAAUACAUAAUUAAAGCCAACAAUCCAGUCAUCACCACAAAAAACGACAUCAAAGCAGGGCAAUAUGUGCAACCCGUUACCGAGUGGAUCCAACCCGAAGUCGCCGUUCCAGGCGCUGAGCCCCCACCAUUUGCUUUUGCAGGUAUUCGUGGGCUUGUUCAAGGCGAUUUCCUAGACGGGAAGCAAUACGGCCCCUUGGAUCCCUUCCCCGGCCCUGCGCCUCCAGCACCAGCAAAGACUUGCACCCCUGGAGGCACUCCUCCAAACCCAAAUGCCAGUCCAGUUGCUUCUGCCCCAGCGAUCUCAGCCGUUAGGGUUGGCGCUCAAGUCCUCCUCAAAGUUUCAAAUACCGCAACUGGUAUCCAGAACUCGGACUUGACCUUUGAUUGGACCAAGACCCUUCCGGCAGACCCGACAGUAUCUAUUCAGAACGCCGCUUCCCCGACUGCUACUUUCACCGCACCAGGUGUCACCGCAAAGACUGACUUUACGUUUGAGGUUACUCUUACGUUGAAAUCUGACACCACAAAGAAGAGCAAGGCUACAGUCACUGUCAGUGUCGAUCCGAACGGCGCCGAUGUCGUCACUGUAGAUGUCUAUACUUGGGAAAGCAGACAGUCAGGUUCUAUUGUCGUGAACUGCCACUCUAAUGUCGUCAACGGGGACGUCAAGCGCAUGAACCUAAUCAUGGCCGGUGGUUCAACUGUCCAGAUGACAAGCUCCGGCAGCGGCAAAUUUACCUACAGUUCGAACAAAGUCAAGAAGCCGACAAGCGUACAGUGUCAAUCCUUCUACGACACUGGUGCCACCAAACCCGGAAGCAAGAGCGAUGUUGUUACGAAUACAACUGCUCGGAGGCGGAGACGCGGUGAGCUGGGUCUGGAGAUGACGAGUCGAGCGGAGUGGGUAUAGAUGGAUGUGUACGUUUUUGUGCUUUUCAUUUCUUUUAGAGAUGCAGUUCACGAUUUCUUACG
Molecule: messenger RNA, 2009 nt
Organism: Lindgomyces ingoldianus
Lineage: Eukaryota; Fungi; Ascomycota; Dothideomycetes; Pleosporales; Lindgomycetaceae
Exons: 3
Coding region: 43-1947 (634 amino acids)
Source: RefSeq, a predicted model, not a curated record